This is a messenger RNA of Malassezia pachydermatis, 2313 nucleotides long. RefSeq lists its product as hypothetical. The coding region runs from base 1 to 2313 and encodes 770 amino acids. Gene Ontology annotation, biological process: chloride transmembrane transport. NCBI's taxonomy places the organism in Eukaryota, Fungi, Basidiomycota, Malasseziomycetes, Malasseziales, Malasseziaceae. Gene Ontology annotation, molecular function: chloride channel activity. Gene Ontology annotation, cellular component: cortical endoplasmic reticulum. The transcript has 2 exons. The record is from RefSeq and is a predicted model, not a curated record.
AUGUCUGUGACUCCUGCGCAAGAAACGCAGGCGCUGUCUGUAGAAUAUGUGUUGAAAUUCGAGGGUCUUCCUCUUCGAUAUGCCCAAGGCCAAGCACGAGCGCCUGCGUCUGUGAUGGAGGAGCGUGCGAAUGAGCUGACACGGCUCAUGCAGCGGCUCCGUGAUGUCGGUCUGCAGUGUGUAUCUCGGCCUGGCAAGAAGGGUACGGGCGACGUCCUUGUGUUUAUCACGGCGCCGGAUCAUGCACUCUAUGCGCUGCGACGUGCUGAGAGAACGCACGAUUUCCUCUACGGCGUCGUCCCGCCUUCGUCGCACCACGCAGCGGAAGACCGCCUGACGCCUGCACAGCGUCUCCGCUACAUUCACAUGCUUAUUACAUCCCCCUUCCAAGCAGGCCAGGCCUCGUCCACUACAUCGUAUCGUCAUGGCGCUGGCGUCCGUCCUCGAUGCAAAGCGUUCCCCAACGUUGUCGACAUGACACCCCUGCACGAUCCGACGUUUGAGAAGCGUUGGGUGUCGACGUGGUCGAAAAUGUCCCUCCGCUCUAUGAUGUACGGUAUCAGUGACGACGACAUCGAUGAAUUGCGGGAACAUCUUGGCGAAAACAUUGCUAUGUACUUUGCGUUCCUGAACUGCUAUUUCAUGGCGCUGGCGCCGGCAGCGAUGCUAGGUUUGGUGUUUUGGGCAUCCGGUCGCUCGUACGAUCCUACCUAUGCCGCUGUGCUGCUUGUUUGGGCGACAGCCUUCCUUGAAGUAUGGCGCAUUCGCGAACGCAAACUCGCUGUGCGUUGGGGCAUGUCAGGUGUGUCGCAUGUAGCGGCACGCAAUGAAUCGUUCAGUCCACGUAAGAUCGUUCGCGCCUCCGUGACUGGCGAGCCUGAAGAGGUGUUUGAGUGGUGGCGACGUGAUUUGCGGUAUAUGGUGACGCUCCCUAUUACGCUGGCCUUUGUCGCUCUGCUUGUUCUCACCAUUACCGCACUGUUUGUCUUUGAGGUGAUUUUGAAGGAAGUGUACGAUGGUCCGUUCCAAUCGGUGGUCCCGCUCAUUCCUACGGUGCUCUUUGGCGUGGGUAUGCCGCUAAUUCUGUCGGUAUGGCGGUCCAUGGCAGGGUUCCUUACCUGGUUUGAGAACUACGAGACGGAAAACGCCUUUGUCGCCAGCCUUACCGCCAAGAUUUUCGGCAUGCAGUCUUUGGUCACUUUUGCAGGUCUGACAUUUAGUGCGUACAUCUAUAUUCCGUUUGGCGAGCGGAUCGUUGCUGAGUUUAUUCAGCGUGGCUAUCUCGCACAAGUGAUUCAGAUGUUCUCUCUCGACAACUAUGUCAAAAUGCCGAAAGAUGUCCACUUCUCAAUCACGCCAGGCCGUUUGCACGCGCAACUCUUUGCGCUGAUUGUCACCGGGCAGCUUAGCAACACCUUCUCCGAGCUCGUCUUGCCGAUUCUGCUUCGCACAGGCGGCCCUCUUUGGGCGCGGCUUCGUAAGCGUCUGGGAUGGGCACCGCCACCGCCACCCAAGGGCUAUGCUGCUGUAAGCUCCGAGACCGAACGUGCGUUGUUAGAGCGUGUCCAUGAUGAGAUGGCGCUGCCUGAGUACGACUUGUUCACCGACUAUGCCGAAAUGGCGACGCAGUUCAGCACGAUCACCAUGUGGUCGGUUAUCUGGCCGCUAGCGCCUGUGAUGGGCUUCGUCAACAACUUCUUCGAGCUUCGCUCUGAUGCGAUGAAGCUAGUCAUGAAUAUGCGUCGUCCCGUACCCCGUCGCAGCGAGAGCAUUGAGCGCUGGAUGGAUGUCUUGGCGCUGUCAGUGCGCUUGGCCGUCUUCACGAACGUCUCGCUGAUCUACCUGUUUGAAAACAAGGCCAAACUCAACAUCUUGUCGGGUCACUCGGUCAUGCGCACGUACCUACACCCGCAUCUGAACGCGACGCACCCCGUGAAGCAGUCGGCGGCUCAUGUCAUGCCGUACUUCCUGCCUCGUUCAAGCUCGGCAGGCGCUGUGAUGGCAUCAUUCCUGUGUGCCUUGAUAUGGGAGCAAGUAUUUAAGCUUGUACCCAUGUUCCUGCACCAUGUUUUCGAGCGCGUGCUAUGGCACAAGAGCGAAGAGGAGCGUGCUGUGCGGCGCAAAGAGCACGAGAACCGCAUGUCGAUUGUCGAACGUAUGCCUGAUCCUUCGUCGUCGUUGGCACCAUCUCUGCCCUGGCAGAACAGUACUAUUGCCUCUGCACAUCGCACUAGUGGCGUGGAUGCUGCCUUCUGGGAUCCUGUACAUGACACGGGUCUCUCUGUCAUUCAGAAUGCCGCCAAGACCUCAUAG